Molecule: messenger RNA, 2481 nt
Organism: Tuber melanosporum (Perigord truffle)
Lineage: Eukaryota; Fungi; Ascomycota; Pezizomycetes; Pezizales; Tuberaceae
Exons: 3
Coding region: 1-1989 (662 amino acids)
Cellular component (GO): cytoplasm
Source: RefSeq, a predicted model, not a curated record
AUGGGGAACACUUCCACAAAAGAACGCUCACUUACCCCUCCCCACGGCUCACAUCACCAGUCUUCCGCAAAUUUACCUUCGUCGUCGCGCCGCGGAGGUCCUUCUGGCACUGGGCGACUGUCCAACACGUUACUUGGUGGCCCAGGAGAUAAUGGUGGCGGUGCAGGUGGAGGAUACUCGGGGCGUGGGAGGUCACGGCAUGGAGAUUUGUUUGGGUUGAACGGUCGGGAAACCAGGGAGCGAGAUCGGGAGGCAGAACGGGAAGCCCGGGAGCUGAGAAAGGCCGAGAGGGAGAGGGAGCGGCUGAAGGAGAGGGAGAGGAGCUUAAGGGAGGAAAGUGUUGAUGGUGGCUUUCUUGUUACGCAGGGAGUAUACACUGGUGUUGAGGAUUUUAGGGACAAGAUUGUCCGACAGUUAAUGAUCGAGCGCAGAUUAGCCCCGUUUUUCAAGGGUCUUUCGGAUCACGACUCAAACUGGACAGACUCGCAACUCGUCGCCGCUGUAAAAGGCCUUCCAAUCCCUUCCCCAUCCGCCACCCCCUCAAUACACGACCCUCUUCAAUCCCCCACCCCGCCAAGAUCUCCCGGCCCCUCCGACUCCACAAACAAUCUAACCAUACCAAUAGCAACCCGAUCGCGGUCGCAUUCCUACACAUCCGAGACGUCCAACCGUUCGGAGACUAGCACUCCGACACUCAACUUUGGUUCCCGCUCACGCGCAAAGACCAUCUCCAUAUCCUCCCCGCACAACCCCACGUUGGCGAGCAUCGCCAGUCCACUAGAAACCAAUGACCCGUCAAGAAUCGUCGACGGCCGGCCGAUAGAAGCGGUUCUGUACAAGAGUGCGGUCGAAUGCCCAAUCUGUUUCCUAUACUACCCACCAUAUCUCAACAAAACACGCUGUUGCGACCAAGAGAUCUGCUCGGAGUGCUUCGUACAAAUCAAGCGGCCGGAUCCACACCUGCCGGAGCACCACGACGAUCCUAAUAACCCUUCGUCGAGUAACAGCUCCCCCGACCAGCUGAUCUCCGAACCGGCAACCUGUCCGUUCUGUGUAGAGCCUGAAUUCGGCGUGAUUUACUCCCCGCCGCCAUUCUGGAGGGGAAUUCAAUAUGUGACGAAUACCGCCACUACCUCUUCGGGGUCAAACUCUACAUCGUCAACCCCACCACAGACGGUUCCCCUGUCACCGUCCCACCCGCCACAGUCCCCGGGUAGGAGGCCUGUCCUCUCCGUCACGUCCCCGGAAGUUGUGACAACCGACCGCAUCCGGCCCGACUGGUCACAAAAGCUCGCGACAGCCCGUUCCCAUGCUGCGCGAAGAGCCGCGGCGGCAACGGCACUGCACACAGCCGCAUAUUUAAUGUCCCCAUCACCAGCCUCGUCCUCCUCCUCAGCCACGCCAGGAAACAAUCCUCCAAGCACAUUCUCUUCCCGCCGCCUGAUCCGGCGUGCGCAGGCUGAGCUCCUCGCCCCAUCUCAGCCACCCCCACCUUCCACUCUCGCGUCCAGUAGUAACAAUACUAGCAACGCAAUAGCCACAGACUACCUCUCCCGAAGAAGCAGAAUGGUGGACCUGGAGGAGAUGAUGCUCCUAGAGGCAAUAAGACUCUCCCUCCAGGAGGAGGAGCAACGCAAGAAUAAGCCUGCCGAGGGUAAGGGCAAGAGUGUCGAGCGGACCGAUUCUUCGGAUACCGCUGCCAAGGCGGGGUGUAGUAGCGGCGCUGACGGUGAUAGCGGUGCCGAGGAGAACGCAAGCGGCGGCCUGGAGAGCAUUUUUAAUUUCAGAAGUUUCGAGCAGAUGAUUGCUGGGCAGGAGGCGCGGCGUCAACGACCACGACUGUGUACGGAGGAAGGAGGAGGAGGUGGUGGUGGGAGUGAUGUUGGAAAGGGCAAGGGCAAAGAUGGAAGUUCGAGCAGUAGUGGUGGUGAUGCAGGCAAUGUGGAGGACCUACGCUCUGCCAAAGGGAAAAUUGUCGAUAGGUCGUAGUCUUCGUUUCUGUUUAUGAUUGACGGAUUGAUGCAUACAUGCUGGAUGGAUGGAUGGUUCUACGUCGUUCAGGUUAGUCGGUUAGCACUUAGUUUAUGUCCCACACGAUACAAUACUCAUGAUACGACGCGAUGGAUGGAUGGAUCGGUCAAGUUAGGUUAGGAUAUGUUAACGGCAAAGCUAACGUCCGCACAGCGGUGGAGUUAGUAUUCUGUUCCCUCUCCCUUUCUUUCUCCCUUUCUUUCUUUGUCCUUUCUUCCUCCUUAUCCUCUAUAUUAUGGCUGGUCUGUGUCUAUCUGUUCGGCCGUUUUCUUCGCGCCUUCUGUUUUCUCAAUCUCUACUUUUUCAUCAUUAUAUCAUGCUACGUCUUCUUCUACAGCCCAACUUUGCCGCUGUUACACUGUUUGGCUGUUUAGUAGGGUGGGGUAGGUGGUAGGUAGCAGGUCACUAGUCACUUAGUAGGUCGGUUAGUCGGUUUGUUAAUAUUGAUUG